UUUCAUUUAUUGUGAGUCAUUUUCUCUUUAUCUCAUCGACUUUUUGAUAAAUUUGUACACUUUUUUUGUAUCGAGAUGCCUUUGAUUGGAAAGGAAAAUACUCCAAACCGAAUACGGAGCUUCAAAAAUCUCGGAAAAGAAGAAGACUGUAGAAGAAGAAGAAACGAAGUUACUAUAGAGCUAAGAAAGUCGAAACGCGAUGACCAAAUAUUAAAGCGACGAAAUGUUGUAGCUUCAGAGCCGUUACAAGAAAACGCCAAUAGUAACAGCUCUCAUGUUUUAGCACCGAAACAAGUAUAUGAUAUACUUUCGUCAACCGAUAGCACUCAAGAACAAACAUUUACAGCUGUACAAGCAACGAGAAAGAUGCUAUCAAGAGAACGUAAUCCUCCAAUUAAUGAUGUUAUUCAAGCUGGACUUGUACCCAAACUUAUUGAAUGCUUAAAACGGCCAAACUCAGAUAUACAAUUCGAGGCUGCGUGGGCUUUGACGAACAUUGCUUCUGGCACUUCAGAACAGACUACGAUGGUGGUUAAUAUGGGUGCCUUGCCACACUUUGUUCAACUUCUCUUGUCGCCAAACGAAAAAGUCAGAGAGCAGGCAGUUUGGGCUUUAGGAAACAUUGCAGGUGAUGGACCAAAUUUGAGGGAUAAAGUUUUAUCUCCGGAAUAUGGAGUGGUGGCUAAGUUGCUAGAGCUGAUGCAAAGGAAUGGAGUUCAGGCAUCAUAUUUGAGAAACGUCACAUGGACUGUCUCGAAUCUUUGUCGCAAUAAAAACCCACCACCACCAUUCGAAGCUGUGAAAGAGCUAUUACCAGCAUUGGCUUACCUUAUAAACUACAAUGAUGUUGAAGUGAUGGCUGAUGCAUGUUGGGCAUUGUCUUAUCUCACUGAUGGUCCGAAUGAAAAAAUACAGGCUGUCAUCAAUGCGAAUGUUUUACCAAGAUUGGUAUCUUUACUUGGGGCUGGCCAAUUAAAUAUUGUGACACCUGCUUUACGAGCCGUUGGUAAUGUUGUUACGGGAAAUGAUUCUCAAACACAGCAUGUAUUGGAUCUUAAAGCAUUGGAUUACUUUGAAGCACUGUUGACACACAAGAAAAACACAUUAGUUAAGGAAGCAGCUUGGGCACUUUCGAACAUCACUGCGGGUAAUGAAAGGCAAAUUCAGGCUGUUAUUGACGCUGGUCUUCUACCUGUUGUUCUGCACGUAAUGGAUGUAGGUGACUAUAAAAGCCAGAAAGAAGCAGUAUGGGUCAUCACAAAUUACACAUCGGGCAGCAAUCUAGAUCAGAUUGAAUACCUUGUAAAUGCAUGUGGUGCUAUACCGUUUCUCUGCAAGUUAUUGACUGUGAAAGAACCAAAGGUCGUAUUGGUCUUGCUCGAUGCUUUCAACCACAUUCUCAACAAAAGUGACUAUAUGAGCUCGUUAGAAGAUGUAUCGUUGAAAAUCGAAGAAUGUGGAGGUCUUGAUAAACUUGAAGAAUUACAACAACACGAAAACGAGCAAGUUUUCCAAAUGGCCCAAAACCUAAUAGACAAAUAUUUUCAAUUAGAGGAAGAAGAUUUAGUCGUUGUUCCCCAGAAUGGUGACGACGGUUCAACAAUGUUUCAAUUUGGUCAGCCAACGAUUCCUCAAACUGGUUUUCAUUUCUAGAAAAAAUUACACCUGAAAAAGAACUACUAUAUAAUUUAUUUAUUAUAAAUAAUGACGACGAACGUUAUUGUAUAUAGCGAGCAAAUGUUUGCAAAAACGAAGUGUGUUGUUUCUGUAUAAACCAAAACUAGAAUAAUGAUGAUGUCUUUACUUUACUGACAGUUAAAAUGGCAAUUUAUAUAAAUAUUACUUUUGUUAAUUACUUAUAAGAUUUAUUCAAAUAUUGCAAACGUUAAAUCAUCUA
Molecule: messenger RNA, 1897 nt
Organism: Xenia sp. Carnegie-2017
Lineage: Eukaryota; Metazoa; Cnidaria; Anthozoa; Malacalcyonacea; Xeniidae
Product: importin subunit alpha-1-like
Exons: 20
Coding region: 76-1653 (525 amino acids)
Biological process (GO): NLS-bearing protein import into nucleus
Cellular component (GO): cytoplasm; nucleus
Molecular function (GO): nuclear import signal receptor activity; protein binding
Source: RefSeq, a predicted model, not a curated record